AUGAAAAAGUUGUUCAACAAGUCAGUGGGCAAGCAACAAGACAGCUAUGGGGGCAACGAACCCAAGAACCCCAAAAGGGCUGGUUCUAUGCCCUUGCAGCGCUGGUUGCCCACAAGAAUUGAUUCACUCCCGAUUGAGGCCUCACUAACCAAGGAAGCAGCAUGGAGUUGUUCUCUCCCCAGCACCCAAAGGGGUCCACUUUGCCCAUGCGCGAACGAGCAGUGCCAGGCCUUCGUGGCAAGACUUCAGCAUCAAGUGCAAAAUCUGACGGAAGAGAAGUCCCAGCUGGAAUCGUUGAUAUUCAUGCAGCAGCAGACUCUCCACCGAAUCGAUAGGGAUGGACGCAACUCAGAGGAAGGGGCAAAACGCGAGCUAGAGCUACAACAGAGGCUCGCAAUGGUGCUUGCCCUACUGCUUAUUCAUCAGGUCUCCAUGGAGGACAAGCUCAAGAGCUCAUCAGAUGCAAUCCAAAGUCUCAACGAACAUAUUGAGGAGGCCGAUGAGCUUAUUAAGGCUAAGGCGAAUGUCCAGGAGCUCCAGGGACUUGUGGAGGAACUACAACAACGGUUGCAAAGCACGCAACAAGUUGGAGACGCGAAAAAGCUAGCAUCCGUUUUAAAACAAAAUGUGAGUGUCUUCACAGAAAGUCAGUCUGAAUUAGUGGGUGAGCUGGCGGAGAAGGAUGAGACUUUGACGAGCUUGAAGCGCCAGCUGACGGAGACGCAAGAGCAUUUGGAAGAGUCUGUGAAGGUGAAGGAUGCGGAGUUAGAGAACUUGCGGAAGAGUCUGCGGGAGCUUCAAGAAAAGGCAGAGAAGGCGGAGCCGCUGCUUCGGCUUGGUUCUCCUGACAAGCUGCAGUCGUUGGUCGUGAGGAACACUAGAACGCUGGAAAUGCGAGUGAUGGAAGCGUUGUUUCAGCAGAUGCUGUACUUGAAACUGCACGAUGGGCAGCUACCUGAAACGCAUGAGGGCGGUUGGUCUGAAUUAGUGGGUGAGCUGGCGGAGAAGGAUGAGACUUUGACGAGCUUGAAGCGCCAGCUGACGGAGACGCAAGAGCAUUUGGAAGAGUCUGUGAAGGUGAAAGAUGCGGAGUUAGAGAACUUGCGGAAGAGUCUGCGGGAGCUUCAAGAAAAGGCAGAGAAGGCGGAGCCGCUGCUUCGGCUUGGUUCUCCUGACAAGCUGCAGUCGUUGGUCGUGAGGAACACUAGAACGCUGGAAAUGCGAGUGAUGGAAGCGUUGUUUCAGCAGAUGCUAUACUUGAAACUGCACGAUGGGCAGCUACCUGAAACGCAUGAGGGCGGUUGGUCUGAAUUAGUGGGUGAGCUGGCGGAGAAGGAUGAGACUUUGACGAGCUUGAAGCGCCAGCUGACGGAGACGCAAGAGCAUUUGGAAGAGUCUGUGAAGGUGAAGGAUGCGGAGUUAGAGAACUUGCGGAAGAGUCUGCGGGAGCUUCAAGAAAAGGCAGAGAAGGCGGAGCCGCUGCUUCGGCUUGGUUCUCCUGACAAGCUGCAGUCGUUGGUCGUGAGGAACACUAGAACGCUGGAAAUGCGAGUGAUGGAAGCGUUGUUUCAGCAGAUGCUAUACUUGAAACUGCACGAUGGGCAGCUACCUGAAACGCAUGAGGGCGGUUGGUCUGAAUUAGUGGGUGAGCUGGCGGAGAAGGAUGAGACUUUGACGAGCUUGAAGCGCCAGCUGACGGAGACGCAAGAGCAUUUGGAAGAGUCUGUGAAGGUGAAAGAUGCGGAGUUAGAGAACUUGCGGAAGAGUCUGCGGGAGCUUCAAGAAAAGGCAGAGAAGGCGGAGCCGCUGCUUCGGCUUGGUUCUCCUGACAAGCUGCAGUCGUUGGUCGUGAGGAACACUAGAACGCUGGAAAUGCGAGUGAUGGAAGCGUUGUUUCAGCAGAUGCUAUACUUGAAACUGCACGAUGGGCAGCUACCUGAAACGCAUGAGGGCGGUUGGUCUGAAUUAGUGGGUGAGCUGGCGGAGAAGGAUGAGACUUUGACGAGCUUGAAGCGCCAGCUGACGGAGACGCAAGAGCAUUUGGAAGAGUCUGUGAAGGUGAAAGAUGCGGAGUUAGAGAACUUGCGGAAGAGUCUGCGGGAGCUUCAAGAAAAGGCAGAGAAGGCGGAGCCGCUGCUUCGGCUUGGUUCUCCUGACAAGCUGCAGUCGUUGGUCGUGAGGAACACUAGAACGCUGGAAAUGCGAGUGAUGGAAGCGUUGUUUCAGCAGAUGCUGUACUUGAAACUGCACGAUGGGCAGCUACCUGAAACGCAUGAGGGCGGUUGGUCUGAAUUAGUGGGUGAGCUGGCGGAGAAGGAUGAGACUUUGACGAGCUUGAAGCGCCAGCUGACGGAGACGCAAGAGCAUUUGGAAGAGUCUGUGAAGGUGAAGGAUGCGGAGUUAGAGAACUUGCGGAAGAGUCUGCGGGAGCUUCAAGAAAAGGCAGAGAAGGCGGAGCCGCUGCUUCGGCUUGGUUCUCCUGACAAGCUGCAGUCGUUGGUCGUGAGGAACACUAGAACGCUGGAAAUGCGAGUGAUGGAAGCGUUGUUUCAGCAGAUGCUGUACUUGAAACUGCACGAUGGGCAGCUACCUGAAACGCAUGAGGGCGGUUGGUCUGAAUUAGUGGGUGAGCUGGCGGAGAAGGAUGAGACUUUGACGAGCUUGAAGCGCCAGCUGACGGAGACGCAAGAGCAUUUGGAAGAGUCUGUGAAGGUGAAGGAUGCGGAGUUAGAGAACUUGCGGAAGAGUCUGCGGGAGCUUCAAGAAAAGGCAGAGAAGGCGGAGCCGCUGCUUCGGCUUGGUUCUCCUGACAAGCUGCAGUCGUUGGUCGUGAGGAACACUAGAACGCUGGAAAUGCGAGUGAUGGAAGCGUUGUUUCAGCAGAUGCUGUACUUGAAACUGCACGAUGGGCAGCUACCUGAAACGCAUGAGGGCGGUUGGUCUGAAUUAGUGGGUGAGCUGGCGGAGAAGGAUGAGACUUUGACGAGCUUGAAGCGCCAGCUGACGGAGACGCAAGAGCAUUUGGAAGAGUCUGUGAAGGUGAAAGAUGCGGAGUUAGAGAACUUGCGGAAGAGUCUGCGGGAGCUUCAAGAAAAGGCAGAGAAGGCGGAGCCGCUGCUUCGGCUUGGUUCUCCUGACAAGCUGCAGUCGUUGGUCGUGAGGAACACUAGAACGCUGGAAAUGCGAGUGAUGGAAGCGUUGUUUCAGCAGAUGCUGUACUUGAAACUGCACGAUGGGCAGCUACCUGAAACGCAUGAGGGCGGUUGGUCUGAAUUAGUGGGUGAGCUGGCGGAGAAGGAUGAGACUUUGACGAGCUUGAAGCGCCAGCUGACGGAGACGCAAGAGCAUUUGGAAGAGUCUGUGAAGGUGAAGGAUGCGGAGUUAGAGAACUUGCGGAAGAGUCUGCGGGAGCUUCAAGAAAAGGCAGAGAAGGCGGAGCCGCUGCUUCGGCUUGGUUCUCCUGACAAGCUGCAGUCGUUGGUCGUGAGGAACACUAGAACGCUGGAAAUGCGAGUGAUGGAAGCGUUGUUUCAGCAGAUGCUAUACUUGAAACUGCACGAUGGGCAGCUACCUGAAACGCAUGAGGGCGGUUGGUCUGAAUUAGUGGGUGAGCUGGCGGAGAAGGAUGAGACUUUGACGAGCUUGAAGCGCCAGCUGACGGAGACGCAAGAGCAUUUGGAAGAGUCUGUGAAGGUGAAGGAUGCGGAGUUAGAGAACUUGCGGAAGAGUCUGCGGGAGCUUCAAGAAAAGGCAGAGAAGGCGGAGCCGCUGCUUCGGCUUGGUUCUCCUGACAAGCUGCAGUCGUUGGUCGUGAGGAACACUAGAACGCUGGAAAUGCGAGUGAUGGAAGCGUUGUUUCAGCAGAUGCUAUACUUGAAACUGCACGAUGGGCAGCUACCUGAAACGCAUGAGGGCGGUUGGUCUGAAUUAGUGGGUGAGCUGGCGGAGAAGGAUGAGACUUUGACGAGCUUGAAGCGCCAGCUGACGGAGACGCAAGAGCAUUUGGAAGAGUCUGUGAAGGUGAAGGAUGCGGAGUUAGAGAACUUGCGGAAGAGUCUGCGGGAGCUUCAAGAAAAGGCAGAGAAGGCGGAGCCGCUGCUUCGGCUUGGUUCUCCUGACAAGCUGCAGUCGUUGGUCGUGAGGAACACUAGAACGCUGGAAAUGCGAGUGAUGGAAGCGUUGUUUCAGCAGAUGCUAUACUUGAAACUGCACGAUGGGCAGCUACCUGAAACGCAUGAGGGCGGUUGGUCUGAAUUAGUGGGUGAGCUGGCGGAGAAGGAUGAGACUUUGACGAGCUUGAAGCGCCAGCUGACGGAGACGCAAGAGCAUUUGGAAGAGUCUGUGAAGGUGAAGGAUGCGGAGUUAGAGAACUUGCGGAAGAGUCUGCGGGAGCUUCAAGAAAAGGCAGAGAAGGCGGAGCCGCUGCUUCGGCUUGGUUCUCCUGACAAGCUGCAGUCGUUGGUCGUGAGGAACACUAGAACGCUGGAAAUGCGAGUGAUGGAAGCGUUGUUUCAGCAGAUGCUGUACUUGAAACUGCACGAUGGGCAGCUACCUGAAACGCAUGAGGGCGGUUGGUCUGAAUUAGUGGGUGAGCUGGCGGAGAAGGAUGAGACUUUGACGAGCUUGAAGCGCCAGCUGACGGAGACGCAAGAGCAUUUGGAAGAGUCUGUGAAGGUGAAGGAUGCGGAGUUAGAGAACUUGCGGAAGAGUCUGCGGGAGCUUCAAGAAAAGGCAGAGAAGGCGGAGCCGCUGCUUCGGCUUGGUUCUCCUGACAAGCUGCAGUCGUUGGUCGUGAGGAACACUAGAACGCUGGAAAUGCGAGUGAUGGAAGCGUUGUUUCAGCAGAUGCUGUACUUGAAACUGCACGAUGGGCAGCUACCUGAAACGCAUGAGGGCGGUUGGUCUGAAUUAGUGGGUGAGCUGGCGGAGAAGGAUGAGACUUUGACGAGCUUGAAGCGCCAGCUGACGGAGACGCAAGAGCAUUUGGAAGAGUCUGUGAAGGUGAAGGAUGCGGAGUUAGAGAACUUGCGGAAGAGUCUGCGGGAGCUUCAAGAAAAGGCAGAGAAGGCGGAGCCGCUGCUUCGGCUUGGUUCUCCUGACAAGCUGCAGUCGUUGGUCGUGAGGAACACUAGAACGCUGGAAAUGCGAGUGAUGGAAGCGUUGUUUCAGCAGAUGCUGUACUUGAAACUGCACGAUGGGCAGCUACCUGAAACGCAUGAGGGCGGUUGGUCUGAAUUAGUGGGUGAGCUGGCGGAGAAGGAUGAGACUUUGACGAGCUUGAAGCGCCAGCUGACGGAGACGCAAGAGCAUUUGGAAGAGUCUGUGAAGGUGAAGGAUGCGGAGUUAGAGAACUUGCGGAAGAGUCUGCGGGAGCUUCAAGAAAAGGCAGAGAAGGCGGAGCCGCUGCUUCGGCUUGGUUCUCCUGACAAGCUGCAGUCGUUGGUCGUGAGGAACACGGCCUGCGAGUCUGACCUAAAUUUGAUAGAAAAGAGAAUUUCUGCUGAUGCUUCCGAAGUACAGAAGCCCGUAGCGAGCAGUGAUGCGUUGAUUAUGGGGAUCAAUGUUUCAAAGGAGAGCACCAAAGGACAAGAACGCAUUGUACGGUCCCAAGACGGAACAGUGGAGGUGCCUGGACAGAGCGCGAAGCUUGUCAGAAAGCUCCAGGAAAUGCAACGAGCGCUUCAGCAACAGCUUCAGCAACUCCAAUGUGAGCACGAAAAGUUAAACAGAGAGAAUCAGGUGCUCAAGCAAGCAUUGAUGAGCAAAGCCCAGGAAUCUGUUGAUAAGGAAGAAACAGCUUUUAGAGAGCAAGUGGACUACGCUGAGCUUAAAAGGGGAUUGGAAGCGGCAGCCCGUAACGCCCGUGAUUCCCAAUACCUUGCACUAAUGGAAAGGGAAAGGCGCAUUGCGCAAGUAACACGGCUAAAAAUUCAACUCGAGAAGGCUCAGAGGAAGCUUAAAGGCCACCCGGUCCCAUUAGACACGAAACAGUACGCAUCAGACACUUAA
Molecule: messenger RNA, 6009 nt
Organism: Eimeria tenella
Lineage: Eukaryota; Apicomplexa; Conoidasida; Eucoccidiorida; Eimeriidae
Product: Trichohyalin, putative
Exons: 51
Coding region: 1-6009 (2002 amino acids)
Source: RefSeq, a predicted model, not a curated record